AUGGCUGUCAAUGAGCAGGUACCAGAGCUGAAGGAAGGCACCGACUGCAAUUUUCUGCAAUGCCAGAGUCAAGUCUGUCUUCAGAGAAUGCGGAAGGAUAUGGCAGCAGUGCAGAGAACCUUAAUGGCUCUAGGCAGUUUGGCAGUUACCAAGGACGACGGCUGCUACAAAGGAGAUCCAUCCUGGUUUCACAGGAAAGCACAGCAGAAUCGACGAGGAUUUUCAGAAGAGCAGCUUCGUCAGGGACAGAACGUAAUAGGCCUUCAGAUGGGCAGCAACAAAGGAGCAUCACAGUCGGGUAUGACAGGCUAUGGGAUGCCAAGGCAGAUUAUCUGA
Molecule: messenger RNA, 336 nt
Organism: Pterocles gutturalis (yellow-throated sandgrouse)
Lineage: Eukaryota; Metazoa; Chordata; Aves; Pterocliformes; Pteroclidae
Product: transgelin-3-like
Exons: 3
Coding region: 1-336 (111 amino acids)
Source: RefSeq, a predicted model, not a curated record